GCGAGAAUGGAGCUCGCUUUGGUGUAGCCGCGUCGGGGGUUUGGCUCCUAGGUCUGUGGUUGUAUGCAAUUUUGACUUGUCCCAGGGGAAGUGACUGUUAGUCUCCGUGGUCAAACUACCACCGGCUCCGUUGAGCUGCUUGGAGACGGAUCCCUGAUGGUUUAGUUGCGUGGCUGGGACAGGAUUGUUCUUCGUUUGGAGGUGUUAUUUAUGGUGUUAGUUCAGCGAAUGAUGUGGUCUGAAAUGCCCCGCUCCAACCGGUGAUUGGAGCGGAUGGAGGGCUCUUGCUGUUACUGUUAUUGCAUGGACUGAUUCUUUGGACUGGUGCAUGCUUUGUUUGAUUUCAAGUCUGUUGUUCCCGGGUCUUGAGUCGGUGCAUUAGUGCCUAUUGCUCUCCUCAUAUGUCCACUGGGGCGGGUUGGAUUUGGAGAAUACGCAACAUUGCUCUGAGGUUCGGAUGUAACAAACAACUGAUAGCACCUUCUUAUGACUGAUCUUGUUCCCUGGGAACGUGUCUCAACAGUUGCUUCUUCAAUGGAGGGAUUGGUUGCCACCAUCUUAAUAGAAUGCACCCGAGUGAACAUAUAAUCAGUGUCUCUUGCUGUGCUGAAUUUUGGGAAUCUUAGUACAAAGAUCUGUUUAGCCCAACCUUGAUCAGCAGAGUUCCUUGCUGGACUGAAAACAAUUCUUUCGGUUGUUGAAUUGAGGAGCCUGAAAAUGGAUGAUAGUGGGCAUCGGGAAAAUGGAAGACAUAAACCAGAUCAGUAUAAGCCUUCGCAGGGUCAGUGGUUGAUGCAGCCUCAGCCAUCAAUGAAGCAAAUAAUGGGCCUGAUGGCUGAGAGAGAUGCAGCCAUACAAGAAAGAAACUUAGCACUCUCUGAGAAGAAAGCAGCAAUUGCAGAGCGAGACAUCGCAUACCAUCAGAGGGAUAUUGCGAUUGCUGAAAGGAACAAUGCGAUAUUGGAACGGGACAAUGCGAUCGCAACUCUCCAGUACCGUGAGAACCCCUUAUCAAGUGGUGGCAACCCCAUGCCCACCUCGUGCCCACCGGGGUGCCAAAUCUCUCGUGGCGUGAAGCACAUGCACCAUCCGCAGCAGCAGCAGCAGCAGCAGCAGGUGCAUCACCACAAUCACAUAUCUCAUCAUAUGGCUGAGAACCCUUAUGGGACCCACCCGAGCGAUUCCCUCCCAACAAUGUCCCCAGUUACGUCUGAGGGUGCAAAGCCUCGGCAGGGUAAUAAGCGUUCGAGAGAGCCCAAGGCAAUGCCCACAACCCCAAAGAAGGCCUCAAGGCCCUCGUCCAAGAAGGUGAAAAGAGAGAAUGAGGAUCUGAAUAAGAUGAUGAAUGGAGGUGGUGACAUGUCAAAAUCUGAUUGGAAGGCCCAGGACCUGGGGCUGAAUCAGGUUGCAUUCGAUGAGACCACAAUGCCCCCACCUGUCUGCUCAUGUACUGGAGUUCCAAGGCAGUGCUAUAAGUGGGGGAGCGGAGGGUGGCAAUCUUCCUGCUGCACCACCACAAUGUCUAUGUACCCGCUGCCAGCUGUGCCAAACAAGAGGCAUGCACGGGUAGGAGGACGGAAGAUGAGCGGUGGGGCUUUUGGCAAGCUUCUCAGCCGUCUCGCAGCUGAGGGCCAUGACCUCUCGAGCCCGGUGGACCUCAAGGACCAUUGGGCCAAGCAUGGGACCAAUCGGUACAUCACGAUCAAGUGAGGUGGAAGGAAGAACCAGAAGAAUCUUGACUUUGUGAGGAGGAAGAAAAAAACACGAGCAAGGGGACAAGGGAAGAUCGGGAAAUGAGAACAGGUGCAGUUGCUAAACGUUCUUAAGAUGUAGCCUCAGAGGUUAGUUAAACCGUAGUAGGUUAAUGACGGGCAGUUGGGCUAGGGGAUGGAAAGCAGUUAUACGGGAAGGGGCUGUUUUGACCUGCUUUUCCGGGAUAGGAAUCAGGGUAAGUUGUCGUUGACGGCAACGGUCACUAGUUGGUCGGUUCAGUUGGGAAUUGCUGUCUAAUUGUUGUAAUUGUAAAGGGGUUAUGAGGUAUGGUUCCUGUUGUAUUUUGUAAUGAGUAGCCGUGUUGAUCUAAUCACGGAAUGUCACAGCUUCCCUUCCUAUGCUAA
Messenger RNA from Punica granatum (pomegranate), 2117 nucleotides. The record is from RefSeq and is a predicted model, not a curated record. Lineage: Eukaryota; Viridiplantae; Streptophyta; Magnoliopsida; Myrtales; Lythraceae.